Messenger RNA from Brachypodium distachyon (stiff brome), 1767 nucleotides. RefSeq names its product nodulation protein H. NCBI's taxonomy places the organism in Eukaryota, Viridiplantae, Streptophyta, Magnoliopsida, Poales, Poaceae. The transcript has 7 exons. Bases 563 to 1594 code for a protein of 343 amino acids. Gene Ontology annotation, molecular function: sulfotransferase activity. The record is from RefSeq and is a predicted model, not a curated record.
CUUUUGGGAUGUUUUGAGUGGUUGGUACCUCACACAAAUUAGGAGGGCAUGCGUCCCGGGUCUCUCACACAGCCGCGGCUGGUUGUCUCCUCGAAACACACCAAUCCAAUUCCAAUCCAUGAAUCAAUCGGCGGAGCACGGCACCAGCUAGGCAGCAAAACACAAUCCAUCUCAUGUCAUUUCUGCUGCUCCACUGAUCGAUCUCUCGCUUUCCUCCUGCUCCUUCUCUCUUGUUCGGUUGUUCCAAACAAACAAACAAACUCCGGGACGCCACCAUCCCGCUAAGCUCGGUCACAGUCUUUCUCUCCGAAUUUCCAGCUUCCGCCUCCGUUUUUAAGUGGAAACCGAGAAGCAACAACCUAUAGUAGGGGGGGUACGGCACUGGAGCGGAUUCAUCGUCAUCAUCAUCGGGCUUCAGGUUGCUGAAUACCUAACUUGCUAAUUCUGCAAAUGAACCACAAUGCAGUGGGGUUAGCCGUGUUUUCGAUGAUUAUGAAGAUGCUGACUUCUUCAUGCGAUAAUUGGGGAACGAACAGUCACUUGAUGUAGCAUAAACUACAUAAUGUCGCAAGAGAAGAUGACCGUGUACUCGUCGAAAAGCUCAAAAGGGACACUGUUUCCUCUGCGAUCAAUGCUUGUCUUCUUCAUUGCAUUAUUUGGUUUUUAUGUCUGCUACUUCUCCUUUACUCAAGUAGAUUUUGAAAAUGAAGAAGAAAUGACCGACGCCGAAGAACAGACAAAAGUUGUCUGCAGAAGACCUUCAGUAAUUCCAUAUGAGCAGAUGCAGUAUGUACACUUUCCAAGACCUAUGACCUACGACAGGGGCGAAUGCGCAUGUACUCCAGUUCGUUUCUUUGUCAUUGUGUCUAUGCAACGGUCAGGUAGCGGGUGGUUUGAGACGUUGCUGAACAGCCACCCCAAUGUCAGCUCAAAUGGCGAGAUCUUCUCGGUAAGGGAGAGAAGAGAGGAUAUCGCGUCCAUCUUGAGGACGCUUGAUAAGCUGUAUGAUCUGGAUUGGCGCACCAGUGCAGCGAAAAAUGAAUGCACGGCUGCAUUUGGAUUGAAGUGGAUGCUAAAUCAGGGACUUACGGAUUAUCAUCAGGACAUUGCUAAUUAUCUAAACGAAAAGGGCGUCAUGGUGAUAUUUCUCUUCAGGAAAAAUACAUUAAGGAGGCUUGUCUCAGUAUUAGCUAAUGACUACGACAGAAAUGUGAAGCAGCUGAAUGGCACCCACAAAGCGCAUGUUCACUCACAUGAGGAGGCUGAGAUACUAGCAAGAUUCAGACCGGAGCUUGACGUCUCAUCUCUGGUUCUAAGCAUCAGAGACGCCGAGCAGUCCAUGGAAUCUUGCCUCGUCCGCUUCCGCAGCACGCGCCACAUGAUCCUCUACUACGAGGACAUCGUCCGCGACGACAAUGCGUUGUCUCGGGUGCAAGAAUUCCUGGGAGUCCCGGUGAGGAGGCUGUCCAGCAGGCACGUGAAGAUCCACACAAGGCCACUCCCGGACUUGGUGGAGAACUGGGAGGAUGUGAGCGAGACACUCAAGGGGACGGAGUUUGCUCAUUUUCUAGACGGCGAAGACUAUGUCAAGUGACCUGUUUUUGUUUUUCUCUCUGUUGUUGUUGGCAUUGGACAAAGAGGGUUUGAAAGUUGUUUCUUUAAUAUUUUUUUCCUCUUGAAAAAACAGGAGCUUAAUAAAGGAGGAAGAGAAAAUAAGAGUUCCGGUUGAUAUGUACUCCCUCCUAUCCAUAAUAAGAGUUCCCGUAA